This is a messenger RNA of Anopheles moucheti, 2942 nucleotides long. RefSeq lists its product as uncharacterized. Bases 1291 to 2619 code for a protein of 442 amino acids. NCBI's taxonomy places the organism in Eukaryota, Metazoa, Arthropoda, Insecta, Diptera, Culicidae. Gene Ontology annotation, biological process: negative regulation of MAPK cascade; protein dephosphorylation. The record is from RefSeq and is a predicted model, not a curated record. The transcript is spliced from 4 exons. Gene Ontology annotation, cellular component: cytoplasm; cytosol. Gene Ontology annotation, molecular function: MAP kinase tyrosine/serine/threonine phosphatase activity; protein tyrosine/threonine phosphatase activity.
UCUACCGAACAGACAUACAACGUGCAGAGCAGCCGUGUGAGGAACUAUUUCACGUACUGCUUGGAUCUUGACAGUUUAGCUCGACGCCAAUCCAUAGUAAACAUUGUGUGAUUGGUUACGAUUGUUCUGCGAAAAGCGGCACAAAUUGAAGAAGGAGCAGUACGCCAGUGAGUAAUCGAACGAAUCGAUUGCCUGCAAGAAAAAAGCCCAAAAAGUGCGCCGAUGAUUCAUUGCCUUCUGUUGUUAACGCGCUGACAACGGUGGUGAUUCAGUUUCCAUCCACGGGCAAGUGCUUACAAAGUAGACGCGCUAUCGUGUCACUCCGGGUGUCUCAGUGGAAGUGGAUCAGCGUUUGUGUGCAGCAGCAGAAGAAGGAGAAAAACGACACAAUUUAUCGUCGGAAAGCAGUUUUACAGUGAGAAGAAACAGAAGAAAUUCAUCUGUAAAAAAAACAACAAACAGCAUUACCCUGCAGUACAGAGUGUUUGGAAUACAGAGCGUUACUACGGUUCCAAGUGCUCACUUUGAAUGUUACGCCAACAACAUCGAUCGUGAAACAAACAAGUUCGCAGAAUAGCGAACGCCAACAGUGCAGGUGCUGAUAGAGCGGGAAGCAAAAAAUACCUUACAUAACGAGCUAAUAAUGAUGAGCGCGCCCGACUGCAUAUUGCAGGUGUGAUUCAUAUUGUCUGAGUAGGUUCGUAGUCGAUCUGUGGUGGAAACAAGUUGAAGCAAGAAAAAAGAAUUCUGCUUCUACUGCGUGCUGCGUGUGCUGUUAGUAGUUGUGUCUACUAAUUCACCUCGACACAAAACCGUGCCUCAUCUUGUGCAGCCGUUUGGUGGCAUUCUCCGUACAAUUGGCGCUAGUUGAUAGUGUGGUUCGUUCAGAUCGCGCUGUAAAGUGCACAACAUCGCUCCACCCUCGUGAAUGUCGCGUGGCAGUGUGUUCUUGACAACCGUGAUCGAUACCUCGAUUGUUUUAUCGACCAAGUGUAAACGUGUGUGCUGCGUGCCUGCUACGCUGUUGCUUGUUGAAUAGUGUUUCACGUGCAAAUUCCACUCCCUUUUAAUAGCGCUAGUUUGCGUUAAAUUCGUGCCUUGUCCAAACACCGGUGACCACAAAGUGUAAAGAUAAAUACAAUCAUCUCAACUGACAGCCGCCCCGGAACAAGCUGCCCGAGUGACGCCGACGACGGUAAGCCGCUUGCAGCAGGGGCAGCAUCGACCGUCACACCGGGCAGUACCGGGCGCAGCAGCAGCAGUCACAACCCGUUCAAAACGUCCAGCAAAAUGAGGAUGAAACAUAAAGCGCCCUGCCUGAUGCUUCGGUUUAUGCCGACAGACAAACACGCCAUCCAUGGGCAACACAAACGGCACAAAGAUAGUUGCGAUGAUUCAUCGAUCGCUUCCAGCACCCGGGUACCUCUGGCGCGUAGCUGUUCUAGUCCUGCAGUAUCGUACGACAUCGAAUCGCAUCCUGCAUCGCACGUUUUUCCGCAUCUGCUGCUUGGCAACGGUCGGGACGCGAUCGAUCCGUCAACGGUCGGUGCAAACUGCGUACUUAAUGUCACCUGCCAGCAACCAAGCGGCCAGCUGAAACCGGGCCUCAAGUACAAACAGAUACCGGCCAGCGACACGCCGCAUCAAAACAUCAAGCAGUACUUCCAGGAAGCCUUCGACUUUAUCGAGGAAGCCCGGAAAAAGGGAUCAACCGUAUUGCUGCACUGUCAGGCAGGCAUUAGCCGCAGUGCCACGAUCGCGAUCGCAUACGUGAUGCGCUACAAGGGCCUGUCGCUGCUCGAAGCGUACCAGCUGGUGAAGCUAGCCCGCCCAAUCAUUUCGCCCAACCUCAACUUCAUGGGCCAGCUGUUGGAGCUGGAACAGAACCUAAUAGCGGACGGUAAGCUGGAACCACCGCCGCCAUCACCCACGAUGGCCGCCCCACCGCCCAGUCAGCCGCCGUUCUUUCUCAUCGAUAACCGCACCAAGUACAACUCGCUCAACGAGGAGGAGCUGGUGGCCACACGCCGUCAGCUACGGUGUGCGGCAGCCGCUGCCACAACCCAAGACACCAUGGCGGACGAGCGCGAUACGCCGAUGGAUGGGGACGGUGACGCCGACGACGAUUGCAAGAACAACAACAACAACAACCGGGACAGCGGAUGUAGCGUGGCCAGCUCUUCCUCAUCCGCCUCGUCCAGCUCAUCAUCCUCGUCGUCCUCCUCGGCAAGCUACCGUAGCGGAUUCAACGGUGGACGGUUUUUGCCGCCACGGUUAACACUGAAGCUACCGACGACACCGACGUCACCGCCCGUGUCUCCGUCGCCCCUGUUCGCGACCUGCUUGUCUUCCGCUUCGUCGUCAUCGUCCUGCUGUUCCACCUCCUCGCUGUCGUCCACACCAUCGCCGACACUUGCCAUAUCGCCGACGAUGGGCGGACCGAUCGGUAUGAGGAAAUCGUCCUACAGCGGACCACCGCACCGACCAUCAACCCUCGUGGCAACGACAAUCGUGGCCGCGACGAUAGCGAGAGCUGCGGCAACAACGCCGUCAACAACGCCGUCAACAACAACAACCUGCCACUCGCUUGACGAUCAUCGCAACGCAAACAGUUCCUGAUGGGUACGGAAAAGGCAUAAAGCGUCCAAGCGCAAGAGAUAGGGCCGGCGCGCUAGACGAGAACGAUAAAAACAGGGCACCUGUGGACAAAUUGGGAGAUACGAAAAUGUGUCUCUCCCGCAGCUCUGCAGUGGCACGUUCGUCUCGUCACCGGCAUCGUGUAAAUACAGUGCAGUUCAAAAGUAUAAGCUUGUGCGCUUGCUACUAACAUAUGCUUUAAACAACGUGAACUAAGUAGAGGGAGCUAUACAAAAAAAGAAAACGAUCGUGUGAUAAAACGAAAGGCACGAACCCUAACUACGGUUCCUUCCUUUCACCCCCCC